Magnolia sinica is the source of this 2319-nucleotide messenger RNA. RefSeq names its product CBL-interacting protein kinase 32-like. The record is from RefSeq and is a predicted model, not a curated record. Lineage: Eukaryota; Viridiplantae; Streptophyta; Magnoliopsida; Magnoliales; Magnoliaceae. Gene Ontology annotation, molecular function: protein kinase activity; ATP binding. Gene Ontology annotation, biological process: protein phosphorylation; signal transduction. The transcript has 14 exons. Bases 647 to 2062 code for a protein of 471 amino acids.
UUGGUGGCUUUGAAUUCGAAAUUGUAAUGUUGCUUCUGGCUAUUUUUUUCUAUACUGGCUGGAAAUGUUUAUUUUAGUUGGUGGCAGUUUUGUUUAGUCCAGUCUUUGUUACGAUUGGAUUUUCUGUUUCUUUUGGUGAUUUGGAAUAUAAGUUCAGAUGUUUGGGUUUUCAUGCUUGAUAUUGGUUUUUGUGAUUUUGAUUUAGAUGGUUCUGUCAGAUCUUAAUUCCGUUGGAUUUUGGGGUAUGAAAAGUAAAAUGGUGAAUUUCAAGUUUCCAUGGCUAAAGUCAGGUUUCUUGAAUUACUUUGCAGUAUGUGCUGUACUCUAAAUGUUUAUUUUUCAUAUCUCAAUACUACUUUCUGUACUAAUGAUUUGGAAGUUGCUCCAGGUAUGAAUUUUGGAACUACUCUUUGGGUUUGGGAAUUUGAUGUGUUUGAUGGUUUACAUGUUGGAAUUCAUGUUCUGAAACUUGAGUUGGGUUCUAAGGGUGUGUUUGGAUGCACAAGUGAACUGAAUUCCAAGCAUUGAGUUUGAGGCUAUGACAACCAAACAGUAAUAUGGGACCUUGUGUGGAUUUGAGAACGGAAUUUCUAGAAGCGAGUGAUUAAUCUCAAGGAGAAAAGCUACUAAGUGGUAUAAGGUGACAAUGAAUGGAAAUAAGGUUAGGCGUCGCGUGGGUAAGUAUGAGGUGGGCCGGACGAUCGGGGAAGGAACAUUUGCGAAGGUGAAGUUUGCAAAGAAUUCUGAGACGGGCGAGCCUGUUGCUAUCAAGAUCCUUGACAAGGAGAAGGUUCUCAAACACAAGAUGGUUGAACAGAUAAAGCGGGAAAUUGCCAUAAUGAAGCUAAUAAAGCAUCCCAAUGUUGUUCGCCUAUAUGAGGUGAUGGGGAGCAAGACAAAAAUCUUUAUUGUUCUUGAGUUUGUUACGGGGGGUGAGCUCUUUGACAAAAUUGUAAACCAUGGACGGAUGAAAGAGGACGAAGCGCGAAGGUAUUUCCAACAGCUUAUCAACACCGUUGAUUAUUGCCACAGCCGAGGUGUGUACCACAGAGACCUAAAGCCAGAGAAUUUACUGCUUGAUAUAUGUGGAAACCUCAAAGUUUCCGAUUUCGGAUUAAGUGCACUCUCCCGUCAAGUGAGGGAUGACGGCUUGCUUCAUACGACAUGUGGAACACCAAACUAUGUUGCUCCAGAGGUCCUUAACGAUAGAGGCUACGACGGAUCAACGGCUGAUUUGUGGUCAUGUGGGGUCAUCCUAUUUGUAUUGCUUGCAGGGUACUUGCCUUUUGAUGAUUCUAAUCUUAUGAACCUGUAUAAAAAAGUGAGCAUUGUACCGAUUUUUGGACUGCUGUUCUCUUAUUCUAUGAUGGAUGUUUGUUUAUUAGAUAUGCUUUUGUAUGUGCAGAUUUCAGACGCUGAAUUCACCUGCCCGCCUUGGCUCUCUUUUGGCGCUGCGAAAUUGAUUACUAGGAUCUUGGAUCCAAACCCCAUGACUCGCAUUAUGAUCCCUGAAAUUUUGGAGGAUGAAUGGUUCAAGAAAGAUUACAAGCGUCCUGUAUUUGAAGAGAAGGAUGAUACGAAUUUGGACGAUGUAGAUGCCGUUUUCAAGGACUCGGAAGAACAUCAUGUGACAGAGAAGAAGGAUGAAGAACAGCCGGCAGCUAUGAAUGCAUUUGAAUUGAUUUCAAUGUCAAAGGGGCUGAAUCUUGGAAAUCUCUUCGAGAUCGAGCAGGAAUUCAAGAGGGAAACGAGGUUUACAUCAAGAUGUCCAGCAAACGAAAUCGUUAGUAAGAUCGAAGAAGCUGUAAAACCACUUGGCUUUGAUGUUCAUAAGAAAAACUAUAAGAUGAAGCUGGAAAACGUGAAAGCAGGGAGAAAAGGAAAUCUCAAUGUUGCAACAGAGGUAUUCCAAGUAGCACCGUCUCUUCAUAUGGUUGAGGUACGGAAAGCGAAAGGAGAUACUUUGGAGUUCCACAAGUUCUAUAAAAACCUUUCAACCCGCCUCAAGGAUGUUGUUUGGAAAACCGAAGAUGACAUGCAUGACGAUAAUAAUCAAGGGUGAUGUGGUUUGAAGAAGCCAGGAAUAUUCGUCUCCACAUGGUAUUUGCUUUUCAAAUAUUAUACAAUUGGGUUGUGAAAUUGCUGUCGCGGAGCUUCCUUUUUUUUAAUUUUUUUCCAUUUACAAGACCUUAUUUUUUUCUAUUGUAAAAGCUAUCGUGGACACGGCUUUUCAUCCUUGUUUUCCACCUUGUUAUUAUUGUUGGAAAGUGACAUAGGAAUUUCGAUGAGUUCGUGAAAUUCAUAUUUCUUGAUUCUCCA